This is a messenger RNA of Rangifer tarandus platyrhynchus (Svalbard reindeer), 534 nucleotides long. NCBI's taxonomy places the organism in Eukaryota, Metazoa, Chordata, Mammalia, Artiodactyla, Cervidae. The record is from the annotation of a GenBank genome assembly.
AUGACAGCGGCCUGCAGUCAGGGUGCUGGGCCUCCCCUGCCCGUGUGCAGAGCCCCAUGUGACACACGUCACGCAGGCGUGCACACACUGCAGGCCAUAGGCAUGUGCACAUGUGCUCAGACGCAUACAUGCUCCAGGCGUGCCACCUACAAGAGCCGGCCUCAUGGCGAGUGCCUCUCAUCCUCAUGCGCUUCGUCCCAUGAGUCUCGCCGUGAUCCAGACACAAGGGUGGAUGUCCGCUUCAGCGCAGCCCCUCCUGUCCUGGCCAUGGUCUUUGCUGCCCCCAGCCCUGCUCCUGGAAGGAGACAGACCCUCUGGAGGGAUGAAAGCCUGCCCCCUAGAGAGACACAGCCUGGGGCCCAGGGGCGCCAUGUGCAUGGGGCUGUCCAUGAAGGGCGUCUGUGCGCACUGCGCUGCCUGGGGCUCCGGGGCUCCAGGCAGGCCCAUCUCAGGGAGGGCACACAGAGGCCCCUGCCGUUCUCCUCCCGAGAAACUAAACAUCGCAGGACUCUGUACGUGAAUGGGGGACGCUGA